Durusdinium trenchii is the source of this 3080-nucleotide messenger RNA. The record is from the annotation of a GenBank genome assembly. Lineage: Eukaryota; Dinophyceae; Suessiales; Symbiodiniaceae.
GGAUUGUAAAAUGGUUUUGCCUUUUGUUUGCUCGGCACUGUGUUUUCACAAUAGACAUGGUAUAAUUGCCUCAAAGCUCGGAAUUGGAGGCGACUUGGCUCGAAUCGCUGUGACUUCUUGUGAUUCUUCCCGGUGAUUGGCGAUCCGGCAAUUCCUUCAUUCAAUGGAGGUGAAUGGAGAGAACGGUGAGGACAUGUCCUCCAAUGUGAUUGAUGCCACAGAGCCCUUGUGCAAGACAGGUGCCAAGACAGAUGAUCCCUGGACCGAGCGGAUGGCGAAGCAAGUUCGACAGUGCCUCUUUUUGGUACAGUUUAUGCAGCAAAUGGCCUUCGCAGGCGUCAUUGUGGACUCUUACCAAGUUGGAAGGCUCUUGGGCGCUUCGCCCGCCUUUUCGGGGCUUUUGGUCGGUUUGUUCAUGGCAGGUGGCGCAGUGGGAACUUCUGCGAUGACGCUUGUGCUGCAUGCAAUGCCAGAUGCUUGGAAGCAACUCCGUGUUAUUGUACUUACUUGUCAAACAAUGGAUAGCAUGGGAGCUCUGCUCUACACGUUCUUCAUCUAUGUCGCGGUUCAUGGAGAGAGUGGAUCUGUGGGUGCAUACCGUUUGUGUUCGAUUGCACUGGUACGGCUCCUCUGGGGCCUCGGAAGUGGCCUGACAGGGCAGCUCACAGGGGUAGCCAUCACAAAGAUCACACCGCCGGAGGAGCUUCCAGAGCAGAUGCAGUGCUUGCAGUUUUGGCAGACUUUGGGACUAGGCUGGCUGAUGCAAUGAGACAGUUGGUUUCUAGAGGAAAACUUUCCCAGGAAAGCCAUGAGUUCUUGCCGGCAAAAAACCCAAAGAUGUCUCAUUUCGUGUCACAAUGUGAGGCGAACGGUCUCAACCCCCAGACUUUGGUCAAUUCAAAUCACCUAACUACUUCAAGCCGACCAACCCAAACCUCUGGCACACCAGGCAUGGGGCCUCUGAUAGCAAGCCUUGCCAUCUUUGCACAUGGGCUUCUCAUGAAGAAGGACGAAGCCUUGUGUACGACGCCUGGGGCGCUGGCCAGCCUGCAGAUCUUCGCGCUCCUGACCGUUUUCCGUCAUUGUCCUUCUUCCGUCGAAGCUUGGUGUCGACUGUCGUCCACUUCAAGGUCUCAGGUUUCUGGCACAACGUUGAACCCUCAGAAGCAGAGCCAGAGAGUUCAAAUGCUGUUUCUGUGCAGCUGCUUCCUGCUUUGUGCACUUCGUGGCUAUGCAGUAGCUGGGGCGGAGGUGGGCACAUCCAUGUUGCUUGAAACCGCGUAUGGCUGGAAGCGGCAUUCCAUUGGCCUUUUGGUCAGCGCCACGUUCCUGGCGAGUAUUCCCCUGCGAUCCAUCUAUGCGCGCAUUCGGAGUUCCUUCAGCACGCUUGGGUGGAUCCGCAUCUUCUCUGGCAUUGCCAUUGGUGGCACAAUGCUGAUUUUUUCCAAAGUGACAUACUUGCUGCCGGGAGGACUCCUACUUGUUCUGGCUGAUUCGGUGAUGUUCCCUGCUCUUUACUUGGCCGAGGGAUUAACCAGGGGAUUGAUGAUGCAGUUCGCCAAGGAGAAUUACGUCUUCUCGGUGAACCUGUCAUCGUUCCUUGCGAUUGUUCUCAACAAUGCGGCUCGCAGCAUUGCACCUUGGCUAUCCAGGCUCAACAUCUCAGCCAGUGAUGAUCCGUCAGAAGGACAAGACUUGUUUGCCGCCUGUCAACUGACGUGCUGCAUCUUAUUUCUGAUCGCCUUUGAAGCUGGUGUUCGGUAUCUGUCGCCUCAAGCCGUCCGCCCCGUGAUCGUGAUCGGCAUGCCCAGCUUGAAUGAGGCGGAGAACAUCGAGUCUCUGACUAGAGUCGUGGAUGAAGGUUGUCAGCGUUACUUCCCCAAGCACCGUUGUCUCUUGGUCAACGCAGACUGCCAAAGCACGGACAACACAUCAGCCAUCUUUAUGAAUACCGCCACCCGUUGCCAAAAGCUGGCGUUGAAGACUGCAUUGCCGGCGCAGGGCAAGGGUGCCGCACUGAAGUUGGUCUUUUCCUGCAUGCUGGAGGUCAAUGCCGAGCAUGGCUUUUGCAUCGACACCGACUUGAAGACGGUGACGCCCGAGUGGAUCCGGGCCUUCAGCCGUUCCAUGGACUUUGACUUUGCCGCGCCGCGCUAUCUGCGGCACCGCUUGGAUGGCAACAUCACCAACAUGGUGAUCUACCCCAGCAUGUGUGCGGCGUUUGGCUACGAUCUCCGCCAGGCCAUCGGCGGAGACUUUGGCUUCAGCCGCCGGGCGGCGGAAGCCUUUCUGGCACACGCAUGGCCUCCCAAGGUGGAGAAGUAUGGCAUCGACAUCUUCAUGACCACCACAGUCUUGAAGCGGGGCUAUUCGGUGUGUGAAGUGGAGCUGCCACCGAAGAUCCAUAGCCCCAACUUGCCUAAAGUCAAGAACAUGGCGCCUGAAGUCGUGACUGUUCUGCUCGGCCAGUUGGACACUGAGACUUUGAAGGGCUUGGAGUUGAAAAGCCUUCCACGGAUUGCCUGGCAGAGUGAUGGGCCAAUGAGCAUUCCUGAGGUCAAGGUGGAUCCAGCCGUGUUUGUCGGGAUUGCAGAGAGCUACUUUGCUGAAAACCAGCAGUGCAUCAUGGCCCACCAAGCUUCCAUGGAGCAUGUCUUGGAUCUUCAAGCCACUUUGAAGUCCAAGUCAUUGGAUAUGGCUCUAUGGGCACGAGUGCUCCAUUGGGCACUGACGACGCAGCUCAACCGUGAGGCUGUUGUGAAGAUCUUGUGCUAUUGCUUCUUCCUUCGGGCGGCUCAACACUGCACAGAAGUGCAGGAGAUGUCCAAUGAACAGGCUGAGAGGGUGGUGGCGAUGCAAAGGGAAAAGCUAAGGCUUGUGGCGUUUGAAGCACGAGAGUGAGGAGAAGACAUGGCAGGGGGCUGAAACAGAGGGCACCGACGCUUCUUUUGAUUCUCCAAGGAAUCACGUGGUCGGGACCGCCUUAUGCGAGCUUGACUUUCCAAGGUCAAGUCUUCAGAAUAGUGUUAUCAUAUAACAUAAUGAAUUCGGCUUCUUGGAUCGAAUUCUGCGAAGCAUGG